Molecule: messenger RNA, 2566 nt
Organism: Solanum verrucosum
Lineage: Eukaryota; Viridiplantae; Streptophyta; Magnoliopsida; Solanales; Solanaceae
Product: serine/threonine-protein kinase D6PK-like
Exons: 3
Coding region: 355-2466 (703 amino acids)
Biological process (GO): protein phosphorylation
Cellular component (GO): plasma membrane; cytoplasm; nucleus
Molecular function (GO): protein serine/threonine kinase activity; ATP binding
Source: RefSeq, a predicted model, not a curated record
AAAACACAUGACUAAAGCUAAACACAAAACCAAAAAAGAAGAGAAAGCAAAAGCGUCUGCACCUCCGUAGUCCUUUCCCCCUAUAUUUAUGCAAAUUGCAAUGCCCCCUUCUAGAACGGCUAUAUUUACAUUUUCAUCUACUGCCAUUAGGAUUAACAUUUUUGGCUUAGUAGCAAGCAAUAUAUAUGCUGCCAUUUUUUUGAGCUUUAAGUUUAAUUUCUUCUUUCACAUUCUUUAAAAAUGAGAUUCCCAGUUGAAGAGAUGGAGAUCAUUUUCAGAUCGGGCUAAGCUACUACUAGUGUUCUACGGAGCUUCUCAUAGUGAGAUACUUGUGAUGAUAAAUAGCAAUCAGAGAUGAAAAGGACACCUGAAUCAGGAAAACCACUAGCCGAGAACCGUAUUGAGGCUGAGGUGACAAAUAUUCACCCAACCUUUAAAAAAGAGGUGGGAACUAUAUCCGAUGUCCAUGACUUUCUUGAGAUGGACUUCACUGUUCCUCUUCAAACAUGGAAAGGAAACCACUCAUAUCAGGAGCAAGAGGAACUUAUGCCUAAUGCUGGUACAAUCAAGCGAUGUGAUGACUCACUUGAAGAUAGUGGCUUUAUGACAUUCUAUGGAGCAAGUCAUCCUCCAGAACCUGUUGAUACCGACCUAAUGAAACCAGUCUAUGUACCAAUUGGUCCUAAUAAAGUAGACGGUAAAUGCCUAUUGAAAAACAUGUCUCUGAAGGGUUCUUCCCUGGAUGAUAUUUCAAUUGAGGUUCUUAACAUGAAACCUAGUUCAUUUCUUCUUUCACCUGCAGAGAGAUGGGCUGAAAAUCCAAAUGAUCUUGGUGUAGUAUCCUCUCCAUUUAUGGUUCCUCGUCCAUCUCAAAAUAUGUUAGCAAGGCUACCCCCUGAUUCUGAAGAAAAAGAAUGUCUUUGGGAUGCAUCAUUAUCACCAAGCAGCAAUGUCAGUCCAUAUAGUAGCAUUGAUAGUGCUGGUAUUGGCACAGCUAUGAGCAUUCCUAACAGCUGCACAAGAACAUAUAGGAGUGAUCGGUUGCUGAGUGAAAGCUUGCUUAUUAUGGAUGGAAACUGUGAGGGCACUAAACUGAUUAUUCAAGGGGAUUCACUAGAAAGUGCUAAAACUAGCUUUAGCAGGGAAAGUGAUAGCAGUGAACUUAGUGAUGAUAGUAACUGGAGUAACAUUACCGGCAGUGCCAAUAAGCCGCACAAAGGGAAUGAUCCCAGAUGCAAGGCUAUUCUUGCAAUACGGGCACGUGAUGGUAUAUUAGGCAUGAGUCACUUUAGGUUAGUGAAAAGACUUGGCUGUGGUGACAUUGGCACUGUUUAUCUUUCAGAGCUAAAUGGGACUUGCUGCGAUUUUGCAAUGAAAGUGAUGGAUAAGGCAUCGCUUGCAAGUAGGAAAAAAUUAACCCGUUCUCGGACAGAAAAAGAAAUCCUUCAGCUGUUAGAUCACCCAUUCUUACCAACCUUGUAUACUCAUUUUGAAACUGACAGAUUUUCAUGUUUAGUCAUGGAAUAUUGCCCAGGAGGAGAUCUACAUACUCUACGACAAAGACAGCCUGGGAAGCAUUUUUCAGAGUACUCUGCAAGGUUUUAUGCUGCAGAAGUUUUAUUGGCUCUCGAAUAUCUUCACAUGCUAGGUGUACUUUACCGAGACUUAAAGCCUGAAAAUGUUCUAGUGCGUGAUGAUGGCCACAUCAUGCUUUCGGAUUUUGAUCUAUCCCUGAAAUGUUCAGUUUCACCUAUGGUCAUAAGGACAUCAUCUAAUGAUCCCUCUAAACGAGGAGCUGCAUUAUGUGUGCAGCCAGCCUGUAUUGCUCCCACAUCUACAUGCAUUCAGCCAACAUGCUUCCUCCCCCGAAUAUUUUCUCAAAAGAGCAAAAAGAUAUCACAAAAGCCUCGAACUGAGCCUGGUUUUCCUGCUAAUGCUAUGCCUGAGCUAGUUGCAGAACCUACUGCAGCACGGUCAAUGUCAUUUGUUGGGACUCAUGAAUACUUAGCCCCUGAAAUUAUCAAGGGAGAAGGCCAUGGCAAUGCAGUUGAUUGGUGGACAUUUGGCAUAUUUCUGUAUGAAUUACUAUAUGGUAAAACCCCAUUCAAGGGAUCAGGAAACAGGGCAACUAUUUUCAAUGUAGUGGGACAACAGCUCAAGUUUCCAGAUUCUCCUGCAACGAGUAAUGCCAGCCGCAAUCUCAUUCAAGGAUUGCUCAUUAAAGAGCCUCAACACCGUCUCGGGGUGAAAAGAGGAGCAAGUGAGUUAAAGCAACACCCUUUCUUUGAAGGUGUUAAUUGGGCACUGAUUCGUUCCAGUACCCCACCUGAAGUGCCAAGACAGGUUAAAGUAGAGCUUCCACGCAAGUUUAAGCAAGUGAACCCUGUUGAAGUUUGCAGUAAAAGAAAUGCAGGAACAAAUGUGAACUCUGGGGGUAAUAAUUAUCUUGACAUUGAGUUCUUUUAGUCUAGGAAUAUAUAAUUAUAUAGGAUUCUUGUCUACAAUUUUAUCAGCUUCCUUUAAGCAAACUCCAUCCUAAUAGUACUAUAAUAUUCCCUUACCUUAA